AUGUUAGAAAAUCCAGAAACUACAAGGGAAGAUGUAGUAGACAUAGACCCUAUGGUAUCUGGUUACAAUUCAGAAGCCUCAGAAAUAUUCGAUAAGGAUCUACAAACCUUGAGAGAGUUGGCAAGAAAAAGUGCUGAACGUGCGAAAGAUACCUCUACAAAAACCAGAGCUCCUAUCAAAAAGGCCACUUACAGCCCAUCACCUCUUCUCAACUACUGGAAAAUUAAUAAGUAUAAGCAAGGCUUUCAAGUAUGCAAAAGUCUGAUGCUUAGAACUUUAUUCAAUAAUAGAUGCAGAGAAAAGAAAGUCUUGGGAAUGGAUAUGCCAGUACAAUUAACAAACCAGACAAUUAUAGAUAUAAAUUGGACUAUAAAAAAUCUGAGAGAGAAAAAUAGAAGUCCAGCAUGGAUGCCCUCACAAGUAAUGGCACUAUUUGUGGACAUGUCCACAACAGGUUGGUCAGCGGCUAUAGAGAAAAAAUGGGCUUUUGGAAAUUGGGAUCGCUGUCACGAGUAUAUAGAUAUUGCAGUUCUAGAGUCUAUGGCAAUCCUUCUUGGCCUCGAAUCAUUCGUACCAACCAUUGCAGACCAUUAUGUAACAGUUUUCAUAGACAAUCGAGUAGCCAGAAAGACGGUGGAAUCAGGAGAGAAAAGGCCUUGGCAGAAAGAAAUAGUGCAGGAAGUGCCUUCUCAACUAAACCUAGCAGACGAGUUAACAAGAUCAUUCGAUGAAACAGAUUGGACGCUUUCUCAAGAACUGUUCGACCUCAUAAAUCAAAGAUGGAGACCUUUUUCGAUAGAUUGA
Molecule: messenger RNA, 804 nt
Organism: Cetraspora pellucida
Lineage: Eukaryota; Fungi; Glomeromycota; Glomeromycetes; Diversisporales; Gigasporaceae
Source: the annotation of a GenBank genome assembly